AUGUUAACAACGAUCACUAGACUCAGAGUAAAUCAAAUAAGGCAUAACUCCACAGUAAGCUUAUCUAUUCUCAAUUACAAUAAAAAUGAAAUAACGUUGAAAAUUGGAGAAAACCCAAUAACUUUUAAAAAUGUAUUUUUAAGAGAUUCAUGUAAAUCAUCAGAUUCAAUUGAUGAAUCAACAAGUCAAAAAUUGUUCACUACAGCAGAAGGAGCAACAAACUUAUCAAUCAUAGAACAACCACAAAUUGAAGACGGAGGAGAAGAACCAACUUUGAAAGUUCAAUGGGAUAAUGAUGGUAAAAAAGUAAAUUCAACUUAUCCAUUAUCAUUUUUAUUGAAACAUUCAACUGCUAAAAAUAACAGGGUUGGUAAGUUUUUCGAUAAUGACAGAAUAAUAUGGGAUAAACACGAGUUAGAAUCAAAUUUAUCGUCUAUAAAUCAUAACUACAAAGAUUUUUUAAAUAAUGAAGAGACAUUUUUCAAAGCAUUACAUAACUUAAAUAGGUAUGGAUUAUGUUUCAUCAAUAAUAUUCCAAUCCCAGAGCUAACCGAGAUGAAUGACUCGAACACCAACCAAUGGCCAGUUGCUAAUAUUGCCAGAAAAUUUGGUUACAUAAAACCAACAUUCUAUGGAUCGUUAUUUGAUGUUAAAAAUUUGAAAAAGCAAGCCAAAAAUAUUGCAUACACCAACACGUUCUUACCAUUACAUAUGGACUUGUUAUACUAUGAAUCACCACCAGGUUUACAAAUGUUACAUGCUAUACAGAAUUCAACUUUAGGUGGUGAGAAUAUCUUUUGUGAUUCUUUCUUGGCUGCUGAGUAUGUUAGACAGAAAGAUCCAAAAGCUUAUGAAGCAUUAACCAAAAUUCCUAUUACCUAUCAUUAUGAUAACAAUAAUGAGUAUUAUUAUUACAAGAGACCUUUGGUAAUAGAAGAUAAUUCAAUAACAAAUGAUAAAUUCCCCAAAAUUCACGCUAUAAAUUAUUCACCACCAUUUCAAGGUCCAUUUGAAAUAGGUACUGUGAAGGAAACCAAUACAACAGAGUAUGAAAUGUUUGAUGAUUUCAUUCGUGGUUUCAAAUUAUUUGAGUCAGCUAUAAAUGAUCCUCAAAAUCAAUAUGAACUAAAAUUACCUGAAGGAACUUGUGUUAUAUUUGAAAACAGAAGAACUUUACAUUCAAGAAAUGAAUUUAAUGAUUCAAACGGCGGUGAUAGAUGGUUAAUGGGUACCUAUGUUGAUGGUGAUAGCUUUAGAUCUAAAUUACGUAUAGGUUAUAGAAAUUUUGGAUAA
Molecule: messenger RNA, 1293 nt
Organism: Lodderomyces jiufengensis
Lineage: Eukaryota; Fungi; Ascomycota; Pichiomycetes; Serinales; Debaryomycetaceae
Exons: 1
Coding region: 1-1293 (430 amino acids)
Biological process (GO): carnitine biosynthetic process
Cellular component (GO): mitochondrion
Molecular function (GO): oxidoreductase activity
Source: RefSeq, a predicted model, not a curated record